Messenger RNA from Pristis pectinata (smalltooth sawfish), 2121 nucleotides. RefSeq names its product paired box 3b (gene pax3b). Gene Ontology annotation, molecular function: DNA-binding transcription factor activity, RNA polymerase II-specific; RNA polymerase II cis-regulatory region sequence-specific DNA binding. NCBI's taxonomy places the organism in Eukaryota, Metazoa, Chordata, Chondrichthyes, Rhinopristiformes, Pristidae. The record is from RefSeq and is a predicted model, not a curated record. Gene Ontology annotation, biological process: anatomical structure development; regulation of transcription by RNA polymerase II. Bases 1 to 1449 code for a protein of 482 amino acids. The transcript has 9 exons.
AUGAGCACGUUGGCUGGACCCGUCCCAAGAAUGAUGCGGCCAGCCCCGGGACAGAAUUACUCUCGCAGCAGCGGAUUCCCACUGGAAGUGUCAACGCCUUUAGGUCAAGGAAGAGUGAACCAGCUCGGAGGAGUUUUUAUAAACGGCCGGCCUCUGCCAAAUCAUAUCAGGCACAAGAUAGUGGAAAUGGCCCAUCACGGCAUCAGACCGUGUGUCAUCUCCCGGCAGCUGAGGGUCUCCCACGGUUGUGUCUCUAAAAUCCUCUGCAGAUACCAGGAGACGGGUUCCAUUAGACCAGGGGCGACUGGGAGCAAACCGAGGCAAAUGGCAAUACCAGACGUUGAAAAAAAGAUCGAAGAAUACAAGAAAGAGAAUCCUGGAAUGUUUAGCUGGGAAAUCCGGGAUAAGUUAUUGAAGGACGGCAUGUGUGAUCGGAAUACCAUUCCCUCAGUGAGUUCAAUAAGCCGGAUCCUGAGGAGUAAAUUCGGAAAGAAAGAAGACGAAGAGGAAGAUUGUGGAAGAAAAGACUAUGAAGAUGGCGAUAAAAAAACCAAGCACAGUAUUGACGGGAUUCUGGCUGAUAAGGCAAAUAAUUCAGACGAGGCAUCAGAUAUUGACUCGGAACCAGACCUGCCUUUAAAAAGGAAACAGCGGCGAAGUCGCACAACCUUUACAGCAGAACAGCUGGAGGAAUUGGAGAGAGCAUUUGAGAGAACUCACUACCCAGAUAUCUACACUCGUGAGGAACUUGCACAGAGAGCAAAGCUUACAGAGGCACGAGUCCAGGUUUGGUUCAGCAACCGCCGAGCUCGUUGGAGGAAACAAGCAGGAGCCAAUCAACUACUGGCAUUUAAUCACUUGAUUCCGGGAGGAUUCCCGCCCACAGCAAUGCCAGCACUGUCUCCGUACCAGCUGUCUGAUGCCAGUUAUCCACCCACGUCGAUACCACAGGCAAUCUCAGAUCCAAGCAACACAGUUCACAGGCCACAGCCUCUGCCUCCGACAUCAGUUCACCAGAGCAGCCUCCCUUCUACUCCAGACAGCAGUUCAGCUUACUGCUUAUCCACCAGCAGGCAUGGAUUUUCAGGGUACACAGACAGCUUUGUGUCUCCAGCAGGGUCUACCAAUCCUAUGAACCCAACGGUUAGCAACGGCCUCUCACCUCAGGUAAUGGGACUCUUGGCAAAUCCUGGUGGUGUUCCACAUCAACCACAAACUGAUUAUGCCCUAUCACCACUAACUGGAGGUCUGGAACCAUCUACUUCUGUUUCUGCCAGCUGUAGUCAGCGGCUAGACCCAAUGAAACCUCUUGACAGCUUGCCCACCUCCCAGUCAUACUGCCCAUCAACUUACAGCUCCUCAGGUUACAGCAUGGAUCCAGUGGCAGGAUACCAGUAUGGACAAUAUGGGCAAAGUGCCUUUCAUUAUCUGAAGCCAGAUAUAGCAUGAGUGAAAAAGUCCAUAAAAGUUGAAACGACCCUUGUUCUGGACCCACAAACAUAAUGGGACCAUGGUGCCCACAACGGUUGGAUCUAUUCCCCAGAAACAAACCAACUUUUGUCUUUCUCUGAUAAUGGUUUUCAUUUGUGAUCAUAGGAUGAGCCCCAUGUUCUAAGUUUUGGUUUAAAUAGUACUUCUGUUGCCUUGGAUUUGACUCUUCUGUUUAGAGAUGAAGAUAGAGAAAAUUCAUUCCCAAUAGUCACCCAUAAUUAAAGAUUUGCAGCAAGCAUUCAGUAAAUGUCACCAAUUAUGGCAUUCCUCAGGCAUUAAUUACUCAUGUAUAACUUCAUAAGGAAUACAAUGAAAAACUGAUUUGGAAACUUUACGAGUAUUUACAAUUUAAGUUAGUCUUCAAAUGGUCUGCUCUCACAAACGGAAACAAUUACACUUCAAAAUGUCUUGUCCAUUAAAUUAUGACUGACCUGUGGAGUAUCUUGUGAUGUUUUACUUGGCUUUCAGAUCUUGGCUGAGGUAUCAUAACCCUGCAUGACAACUAUCUGUUGCUUUAUUUCCCAUUUACAAGUUACCAAAGCAUCAAACGAUAUCCAUUUAGUCACCAAUGACUCAUUGAUUCCCAACAAAUUUUGACACCCUGUGUGGCUUGGUCCCAAAAUGAACAUU